CGUGUGAGACUCGAAGAAAUGAGGCUAAGCAGACAGGUGACAUAUUUACAAAGUCAGUCUAAAGUUUCAUGGCGUGGUCAGUUGUAGUUAGCUCAUUUAUGUAAACUUCUCACUGUGGUUACUCAUGGUUUGAGUGUUUUGCUGCGUUCUGUGGAAUCUUGAAUGAGGAAGCUUGCAUUUCCUGAUUGUCAAGGCAUGCACAGAGAUGGAUCGCAUUUUAUUUUGGGGAGUUUUAUUGCUGUAUUCAUUUGAAAUACAAGGGCUCCAACAUGUGUUUGUGCUGUAUGGAAAGGACUUACACCUGGAUGUAAAGAAACCUGUUGUACUUGACAAAAAAACAGAUUUAUUCUGGAAAUUUAAUUCCUCUAACAAUGUAGCUAAGUGUAGUUUUAAUAAUGAUCCAGUUGUGUUUGACAAAUAUGAAGGAAGGGCUGAGCUGUUUCGACAAAAUUACACUUUGCUAUUAAAGAAUGUAAAACACAACGACAGUGGAGAUUAUACUGCAGUCGUGGUUGGGGAACAAGACCAAACGGUAGCUGAAUACAAGGUCAAAGUCCAAGAUCCAGUGUCUCCAGUUAUUCUGACAGUGACCAACAGCUCAGACUCCUGUAACAUCACUGUGACCUGCAGCACAGUGGAUCCUUACAUCAGCAACAUUUUUAGAUGCAAUGCCAAAAAUUGCACUCAGGCAGAAGAAAAGAGUUUGAACACCAAAAAUGAUCAUUCAUCUAUAACUGUCUACCUACAUGAAGACUUCAUCAUCUGUAAUCACAGCAACAAAGUCAGCUGGGAACAGAGUAAGGAGCACAGACCUCACUGUGAGACAAACACAGUUUCCAGUGGAGUUUUCAUAAUUGCAGCUUUGGCUGUAGUUGGUGUCAUUGUCAUCGUCCUGUGCAUUGUCAAAAAACGAAAAAGAGGGAAUAAGGAAAAUACGACAUGUGAGGCUCCUCAGGACGUGCCUCCAGGUCAGACUCAAAAUCAGAAUGUGUCUGCAGAUGUGUGUCCUUCUCCAACAUCCACUUAUGCCUUGGUGGAGUUUCACCGCGGACCAGAACUCACUAAGACCAAAAAGAAUUCUCAACCAGAGACGAUAUAUGCUCAGGUUAACAGAGCUGCUCAGCCCAGAUCUCCUGCCCCACAGCCGACACCCAGAGCUGGAGACCAGUCGACAGAAUCUGUUUACAGGAAUAAGCACACGUGAACUUUGAACACUUAAACUCUGUCUCAGCUCAGGUUUUCUAAAAUGCUGGCACAGGUGGCAUGUUGGACCAACUUAACUUGUAUAAAGCACAAAUGAAUUUUCUUAAGCUUUCCAGAAUUAUCUUUUUUUGUUAUGAUAAUUUGGGGUUAUGGAUGGUGGUGGCUUACUGUGAAGUAUGAUAUUUUAUGGCUAUAAAGUUAUGCUUAUUUUUUUUUUCCUUUUGCAGUCCUUACUAAUGUAGCAUAUCUGAUUUUUAUCAAUAAUUAUGGAAUAGACUUGAGAAAUGAGACGUAACAAAAUUUCAUAUAAAAAUAAAAAUUUUAAAGAUACAUAAAAGGUUAAAACAUUGCCAUGCUUUGAGAGUAUUUAAUAAUGAAUGUUAAAAAUGAAUACAUUUCAAGUUUUCCUUUUAUAGAUCAACAUUUUGUUGGAGAAAUAUAUUAAACUUUAGUGGCAGUGGU
This is a messenger RNA of Archocentrus centrarchus (flier cichlid), 1665 nucleotides long. RefSeq lists its product as uncharacterized. Gene Ontology annotation, cellular component: membrane. The coding region runs from base 206 to 1204 and encodes 332 amino acids. The record is from RefSeq and is a predicted model, not a curated record. The transcript is spliced from 6 exons. NCBI's taxonomy places the organism in Eukaryota, Metazoa, Chordata, Actinopteri, Cichliformes, Cichlidae.